Molecule: messenger RNA, 3277 nt
Organism: Phragmites australis (common reed)
Lineage: Eukaryota; Viridiplantae; Streptophyta; Magnoliopsida; Poales; Poaceae
Exons: 3
Coding region: 448-2460 (670 amino acids)
Source: RefSeq, a predicted model, not a curated record
CUCCCACUUCCCUUCUUCACCCCUCGGCCUUGUUGCGGUGGAGUGCUCCAAUCCGUCUCCUCUUCCUCCUCAACCCUACUCCCUCCAAAUCCGACGACGCGACAGCGCGGGGAAGGCGGAGCAGAACGAAAAUAAAAAAAGGGGAUCCAUAACGCUCGAGGUCUCGAUUCGAUUGGGGCUGCGGGGGGUCGGAUUGGAUCCUCGGAUCCCCCGCGCGGAGGGGAAUUCGGGGCCCAGAUCCCCGCGAUUCCGGCGGCGGCGGCGGCGGCGGGGAUGAGAGACCGGAGGGCAUGGUGGCCCCUGGCGCGGGAGGAGUGAGGCGGCCGCGCCCAGCAGCAGCAGCAGCAGCAGGAGGAGGAGGAGGGGAACAGUUUGUGGUCGAGGCUGUUCGUCGAGGCGGAGGGUGCUGGUGGCGGUGGGUGAUCCCGGGCCCGAGGCGGCCGUGCCAUGUCUCGCUGCUUCCCGUUUCCGCCACCAGGAUAUGAGAAGACCGCGCGCCCCGACGCCCAGCUAGCCUCGCACCUGCUCGACAAGGAGAAACACAAGGAGAAGAAGCAUAAGAAAGACAAGAAGGACAAAGAGAAAAAAGAAGGUAAAGAAAAGAAGGAUAAAGAAAGGAGUAAAGAUAAACACAAAGAUAAGAAAGAUCGAAAAGAAAAACACAAAGACAAGAAAAAGGACAAGAGCAAAGAUAAAAGCAGGGAUUCAGGAGAAGGAAUUGAAAGACAUGUCGAGGCUCCCCAUGAUCAGAAGUUUGGAGAGAGCAGCAGGAAGUCCGAAGACAUUAAGGAUCCUAAACACAGGGAGGACUUGCUCAGAAAGAUACAGGAUCAGAAAGGGGCGGCGAGUCGACCUGUUGAAAAUUUUGCUGUUUCAAAUGAUCGAAGCCAUGGAGGCUUCAGUGCUUCACCUGCAAUGGAGAAUGAAAGAACUGCAGCUAAUAAAUUGCAUAUUCACUCUAGUAAUGCUUCAAGGAAAAAUGAGGGAUUGGGACAACAGAGCAUCAACACUAAUCAACAAAAGAAUGGGACAUCAAUACAACAUUGUGAGAACAUCACCAGUUCAGCUCAAAGAACUCCUGAUGGCUUUGUAUCAGCAUCUACAAUGGAGAAGGAAAGAGUCAAAGUCGCAAGGCCUCCCUCGAAUACUGAAUCUGCAUCCAGGAAAGAGGGGAUGGGACAGCGAAUCAGUAACAUUAGCAUACUGGUUCAGAAGAGAACUGAGAGUACAAACAAAGAGAUUGCAAAGAAAGAAGUUGGCACGACCACUCCAUUGCUUCCAAACCCUGCUAAUGCUUUGCAUAAGGGAAAUGGCAAGGUUGGUAGGGCAAUGGAGAACACGCCAACAUCCAUGCAGAGGUUCAACAGUCCAUCAACAUCUAGCUCAACAGCAGGCAUGGAUAGAGGAAUACCUAGGCCAACAAUUCCAAGCCCAAGCAUUACAAUUCGGAGACCAAAUGGGGUGGUACGGCCGCCUGAAAACCUUUCUGUUUCUGCUAAGAAACCCGAUGCUGGAGGCCUUUCACCAGCUAUCGGGAAGGAAAUGGAACAAGGUGGAAGGACGCUACAGACUAAUAUUUCAACUGAUCAGAAACUGGUUUUGUCAAAACCUCCAACUGUGGAGAAAGCUGCAGAUGGAAGAGCUGAAAGGAUGGAGAAGGUCAGAGAUGGGGCGCCUGAUGUUGCGAAGAAAGAGGACAAAAGGAGUGACCGGCAUGAGAAAAAGAAAAGGAAGGAAAGAGAUAAACACAAAGAGAAGAAAAAGGAGAAAGAGGCAAAGAAGGAGAAAUCGGAGCAUAAUCACAAAGAGCAUGAUAAGCUAAGAGAAAACAGUGUAAAUUAUCUGAUAGAUAGUCUUCCCAUGAAGCCCUCGCCCCCUCCUUUAGGCCCACCUGUUGAUGAUGGAAAAGCUAUUCUACCUGAGGAAAACCUGAAGAAGCGAAAGAAUCAUGAGAUGAAUGGUUACUUACAAAACCAUCAUGAUAUGCGGCCUACAAAGUUGCCGAGACCAGCCCUCCCCAACAAUCGUGUGGAGAAUGGUACCGCAUCUCAUGUAGCCGCGCCACUCUCUUCUGUGAGGCCAGAUGCCAUAAAUAUUGGAAAGGCAGAAAGGCUCCAUAAGAAGGAAGAGAAGAUCAAUGGCAACCAAGAAGCUCAGCGAUCUUCAGUUGAUUCAGGGCCACUGGAUCCUGUGAUUGCUUAUGCGAAUGGCACACCGUCUAGGAAGUCACCUCACCCAGACUGCAAGUAUAUUAGCCAGAUAUAUAGCAUUCCUGAAGCACCUCAAAUGACGGAAUGGCCUGAGCAUGAUGGUGAGGGCUGGUUGUUCGACCAAGGUAGCACCCAAUCAAGGAAGCCCAACUCAGAGCCUGAGGCUGAUGGAGCGCCCCAAGUGUGGGCUCAGACUCUGAAUAUUGACCCGGCUGAUGUCAUUGCUUUACCAUACGUCAUCCCUUUUUAGUACAAUGCUGCCCAAGCAGCCGAGUGACAAUCCUCUGAGGUAGCUGAGCACUGAAACGUCAAACCACACCACUGUUUGUCUCUGCUACUGCUUUGCUACAAUUUGUGUAGCUCGGCUGGCAGGGAUGUUUCAUACAUUUACAUGUAGCUGUUCUUAUAACUGCAUGCACCUUCUAGGUUGGCGCUGGCACGCAGCACUUGUGAGAGUUGACUUGGCAGGGGAGUAGCCUGGCGAGUGCUGCGUGGAGAAACAGUGUUGGUUACCACAAUAGGCUGGAUUCUGUAACGGAGUCAUUAGCUGUUAUCGCUGCACAAUUUUGAUCUGAACGGUGUAAAAGCAUUUUUAAUGCCAGAAUGUACAUUAGAGGGGGGCGAGGAGAGGGAAGAGGAAGUCUUGAGAUUCAUUUAUAGUAGUCCGAUGGAUUUGAGCUGCUGGCCGAGAAAAAUCUGCUUCUGCUUGAUUUGUUCCAAAGUUGACACUUCACCUUGACUUGUCUUCCUGUGUAUAUAACUCUUAGUUUACAUAGAUGAUGAUGUGGUGUCCUGAGGUUGUAACUUGUUCCACGGCAUUGAUGUUGAGAAGUCGUACACAUUGCGAGGCGUGAUCAGAAGAGGACGACUUGUGAAUUUUGGUUUAGUAUACCAUUUGACUUUGUGCACUUGAUAUUGCUUGGCAUGGUUAGGUUGCUUUGCUCCAGACUGUUUGCAUGGUUGGUUGGUUGGUUGGUUGGAAUUGUCCCUCCAGCUCCAGGGAAUCGUUAAUGUUGGCAGUCAUUUGAUGUAGUCGCUGUUGUUAAGAUAUCCAUUUUCCUUUGUCC